CUGGACCUGGCAGGGUUGGGGUCGGCGGUGCCGGCCUGGGUUUGUGUUUGGGGAAGGUUGGCAACUACUAGGAAGAUGGUGCUGGGUGGUUUCCCGGUGAGUUACUUACUUCUCUGCGGCCAGGCGGCUUUGCUGCUGGGGAAUCUACUUCUGCUGCAUUGUGUCUCUCGGAGCCACUCGCAAAAUGCUACCGCCGAGCCGGAGCUCACAUCCGCCGCCCACCCUGAGGUCUCCACCAGUGCUCCGAGCUGGGAAUAUGGCGAUCCCCACUCUCCAGUCAUCCUUUGCUCCUACCUACCUGAUGAAUUUAUAGAAUGUGAAGACCCAGUGGAUCAUGUUGGAAACAUAACUGCAUCCCAGGAACUUGGUUAUGGUUGUCUCAAGUUCGGUGGACAGGCCUACAGUGAUGUGGAACACACUUCUGUCCAGUGCCGGGCCUUAGAUGGAAUUGAGUGUGCCGGUUCUAGGACCUUCCUACGAGAAAAUAAACCUUGCAUAAAGUAUACGGGACACUACUUCAUAACCACUUUACUCUAUUCCUUCUUCCUGGGAUGUUUUGGAGUGGACCGUUUCUGUCUGGGGCACACUGGCACAGCAGUAGGGAAGCUGUUGACUCUCGGAGGACUUGGGAUUUGGUGGUUCGUUGACCUUAUUUUGCUUAUUACUGGAGGGUUGAUGCCAAGUGAUGGCAGCAACUGGUGCACUGUUUACUAAAAAGAGCUGACCUCGGGGCCCAGGAAAGCAAUGAAAGCUCUGUUUUCUGAAUUCUUCUCUGCAGUUCUGAUAUCAGACCUGACCAUUUGGAGGGAACCAGUUUGGUUAAAAAGGCUACUUUGAAUUUUCAACCCAGAUUUCACCCUUUCAGACCAGAAAAGCAAAGUGUGUUGUACCUUUCCUCAUAAUACAAAAUAUAAAGGAUAGCGACCAACUCAGAAGCUGUGGAAGGGUUUCCAUAGUCUUUAUUUGUAUGUACUUUUGUAUCUUUGGUCCUUUAAAGCACAUGGAGCUAACAGGAUGAGUAAAGUGAAUAUCUUUAUCCACAAGCCUUUUGUGACCCUGAGUCUUCAUGCAGAGGAGACCUGAAGCUGAGUCAAUGAAAACCUUGAAAACCUUCAGCAGAAGUAGACAUGACCGGGGAUUUUACCACACACUGAAAUUCUAACUUUCCAAAUUUAAAUUGCACAAUAAAUUUUUCCAACCUGGAACGGUGCUGUAUCAAGAGAUAGAGUGAAACUCCAAAUUGUGCUUGUUUUGCCAUAAGGUUGGGAUUUGAAAUGAAACACUCUAUUAAUAAACCUCUGUUGUGUCACCAUUGUUAUGCUUCAAAAGCAGUAUGUGCUGCGCUACACAAUAAUUUCUACAUUUCAAUUAUGUUUUGAAAGACAACACAGUAUCAGACAUGUGUGAACUGAGCUAUUCCUCUGGGCAGAAUUGUCCUUUCAAUAAUUUAAUAUUUAACAGUUUGUAGAACCCAUGUUGUGGGCGAUAAAGAUUUCAUACAAAUUUCUGUAAAACUAUUCCUCAUGAUUAGGUAAGAUAAAGUGAGAAGCCUCAUGCCCUUAGAAAGAAAUACACAUUCCUACUUAAAGGGUAUUGAAUACUAGGGUAGAACUUGGAUGUGAUUUAUGGGGGAAAAAACUGAACACAUUCAGAACUCAGAAUAAGCAUGGUACGAAAAACUCACCAUGGGCCAUAGCAGUCAGAAAGAGAUACAGCCAAGCUUUUCAUUCCCAUAUCACAGGGAAUAAAAGAAGCGCUCCAAAUUACAAAUAGUUUUAGAGAUUAUUUCCCAUCCUUUACAAUCUAAGUUGAAAGAACUAUUACAUGUAAAAUAAA
Otolemur garnettii (small-eared galago) is the source of this 1836-nucleotide messenger RNA. RefSeq names its product TM2 domain containing 2 (gene TM2D2). Bases 76 to 714 code for a protein of 212 amino acids. NCBI's taxonomy places the organism in Eukaryota, Metazoa, Chordata, Mammalia, Primates, Galagidae. The transcript is spliced from 4 exons. The record is from RefSeq and is a predicted model, not a curated record.